AGGGUUUAGAAAUUAGAGAGAAAGGUAUGGACGAGAGAGGUGAUGCUGAUAAACUGGACGAAAUCUUGCUUCCAGGGUUUCGAUUCCAUCCAACUGACGAGGAGCUUGUUGGAUUUUAUCUGAAGAGAAAGAUUCAGCAGCGGCCUCUCUCUAUCGAGCUCAUCAAGCAGCUGGAUAUCUAUAAAUUUGAUCCAUGGGAUCUUCCAAAGUUGGCCCCUACUGGGGAAAAAGAGUGGUAUUUCUACUGCCCUAGGGACAGGAAAUACAGAAACAGUGCGCGUCCUAACCGGGUAACUGGAGCUGGGUUUUGGAAAGCCACUGGAACUGACCGGCCUAUUUACUCAUCUGAAAGUUCCAAGUGCAUUGGCUUGAAGAAAUCCCUCGUUUUCUACAAAGGUAGAGCUGCAAAAGGGGUCAAAACUGACUGGAUGAUGCAUGAGUUUCGGUUACCUUCACUCACCGACUCAGCACCACCAAAGAGAUUCGUGGACAAAAGCAUUCCUGCCAAUGACUCGUGGGCAAUAUGCAGGAUAUUCAAGAAAACCAAUUCCACAACCCAGAGAGCUUUCUCACACUCUUGGGUCUCUCCAGGAGUACUACCAGAAAGUAAUAUCACUCAUCAUGAUAUGCUACCCAAAUGUCCACAUUACACUCAGUUUGGCUCGGAGAACAUGUCAUUAGCAUCAAAAACCAGCUGUACUCCCGCCAUUCAGUUCUCUUUUAACAAUGAUAUCACUGCAUUUUCUCCCUUAGACUUUGCAUCCUACAGAUCCUUAAAUCAAAUGGCCGUAGAUAAAGUACCUCCUCAACUACCCAAUAUCUCAACCGAAGAACACCACUCUAGCUUCUUCUUCUCACCUCUAGAAACUUCAGUACCCGCAAAAUGCACCACUGUUGACAUCUCUUCCAUGCUGCUAAACAUGCCGUCGUCAAUGCUCGGAGAUUUUGGAACCAAGUCCUUUCAGAGUACUGUAGACUAUGGUUCUGGCCCAAAAGAACCUUGCAAUGGCUUGAUCUCUAUCAAUUUACUCCAAGACAUGCAAAGGAACGUUGAUGGCGGAGGUGAGCAGGCCCACGCGCUGAUGAAAAACCCUCUUACCGAUGACCAGUUGGAUAGCGUCCAUUCCAUCGGAUUUCCAUUCAGUUUGCCUUUGAAUAACGAUGCUUGGAAGCUGGAUUUGGCGUGGGAUUCUUCACCAUGUCCUAGUGAAAUGUCAACAAGUUUCUCUACAACCAAGAGCUAUGCUUGAAUCAAGAACUAGCUAGAUCGAUUAACACUAGUACUACUCAAAGUCAUUGUUUUCUAGCUUUUAGACGUUAACCCAGUUGGUACUGUUCAUUUUGUAUAUUAAUAUUUUUGUAGGCAUUUUGGAAUGUUUAACGAUUGAAA
Messenger RNA from Juglans regia (Persian walnut), 1390 nucleotides. RefSeq names its product protein FEZ-like. The coding region runs from base 27 to 1250 and encodes 407 amino acids. Gene Ontology annotation, molecular function: DNA binding. Lineage: Eukaryota; Viridiplantae; Streptophyta; Magnoliopsida; Fagales; Juglandaceae. The record is from RefSeq and is a predicted model, not a curated record. Gene Ontology annotation, biological process: regulation of DNA-templated transcription. The transcript has 3 exons.